Molecule: messenger RNA, 765 nt
Organism: Suillus discolor
Lineage: Eukaryota; Fungi; Basidiomycota; Agaricomycetes; Boletales; Suillaceae
Exons: 3
Coding region: 1-765 (254 amino acids)
Source: RefSeq, a predicted model, not a curated record
AUGAGCACCCUUGUUCAAGCAAACAUUCUCGUUAAUGAAAAUAUAGAACGGUUAAUGAAAGAAUGGACUUCACCUGUUUAUGCAUUCUUUGACCCAACACCGCGCAUCAUUGAGAAUGAUGGUUGCUGGGCCCAUGAGUUCAAAUGUAGUGCGCGAGGAUGCAAGACCACCAUCCGACGGUAUUUGGACAAAAAAGAUGCCCGGUCCACUGGAAAUAUGCGGAAGCAUGUCAAAUCAUGUUGGGGUGAUGUGGUACUGCAAGCUGCUGAUGAUGCAAAGGAUGCCAGCGAGGUCCACACAAAAAUCAUUCCGGGAAUCCUGCGAAACAGAUCAAUAACGGCGUCCUUUGAACGCAAGGGGAAGGGGAAGGUGACAUACUCCAACCGUCAACACACCCGUGCUGAGACCAAAGGACCAUCUGAGUAUAUCUCAUACCACCCACUUUCUAUCAUUCUACAUUCCUCACCUACACCAUUCGAGAUAGUCAAAGACCGAGGGUUUCAAUCAUUAAUGAAAACAGGCCGACCAGAAUACUACUUACCUUCCCCAACCACCAUCUCGUGUGAUGUACGGCUCGUUUUCGCAUGCACUCGACAACACAUUGCUAAAAUGUUGAGAGAAUAUGAGGGCAAGAUCAAUUUUACUAUGGACACUUGGACUUCCACCAACCAUAGAGCCUUUGUGGCAGUAUCGGUCCAUCUCGAGCACAAUGGAGUCCCACUGAGUCUGCCAUUAGACAUUGUUGAAGUGGCAAAGGUAUGUUGA